Messenger RNA from Penaeus indicus, 2383 nucleotides. Its product is annotated as serine/arginine repetitive matrix protein 1-like. Bases 212 to 2383 code for a protein of 723 amino acids. The transcript has 2 exons. The record is from RefSeq and is a predicted model, not a curated record. Lineage: Eukaryota; Metazoa; Arthropoda; Malacostraca; Decapoda; Penaeidae.
ACAACAACAACAACCACGACAAUCUCAUACCGUGAAAUGACACAGCGACUCCUUCCAGACGCCACUCACCAGUAAGACGCAGUUUGGCCGAUAACAUGGCAAGAAAACCAUCUCCAAAGAAAUCAAAUAACUCCGAAGACCCAACAUCUGCCUGCUACUACUAAAAAAAAAAAAAAAAUACACAAAAAAAAAAUAAGAAUCACUGUACAACAUGGCAGACCGAAGCAACAUGGUUACUGGGUGGCUUAUGCUGACCAUGGUCUGCUGUUGCCUAGGAACUGACUCUCCAAAUCCCGUGGGAGAAUGGGAAGUGCCAAGCGGGAUCCUGGGGACAGCAAACAGCACUCAAGGACGCCCUUCCAUUUCUUCAGCAGACGAAACCCAAGAUGACACGGAUGAUUGGCAGGAGCGAGUCCUUGAUGACGGCUUAACGAAGAAGUUUGAUGUUGAUGAUGUGGAAAGGAUAUUACGAGAGACUAAAAUGGCAUUUGAGAAUAAGAUGGGAAAAGAAGACAGAUCGGAUGAUGAAAAUGGAUACUCCAUGGUCAGAAGAAAAAGAGAAACGAGCAAAGAAGAGGAUGGAGAAGGAGGAGAGGUAAUUAGUAACGAAGAGGUACCGGAGGAACUGCCAUCGCCUGAGGGUCUCGCCUGGGUCGAUCCAGCCUCACUAGCGAACCAGGGCUAUUCCGUCGAGAACGUUCCCUCGUUGGCUAAUCUCAUGGGCCUGAGGGUGGUCAAGUACAGGAAUCACCAGCCUAUUCCCUCCCGUCUGGGCACCUCAUCUUCAGCUUAUUCUCCGAGCAGAUAUAGGCCUAGACCCGUACAAUAUUCGAAGUUCAAUAGGCCUGUGGGCUCCGAUCCGGGUUAUACGAAAACGGACUUCAGGUCUCUCACUUAUGACAACAACCUUUUCGGAGACUCGUUCCACAAUUCUUUCCACUCCUAUUACAAGGAAGAGAAUGAUACAUUACCCUACAGUAACAGCCACGGCCCACCGCAAGGGAUAAGCAGCUGGCGAAGAAGGUCUCACUCCUCUAACAGUGAAUCCCGAUACCCCUAUAGCAGCCCCACCAACGGGAGGCCGAGUCAACCUGCUUUCCCGUCCGGCGGCUCCGGCGGCGGCCUCCUGGACAUGCUGGAUCCUCUGAAUCUCUUUAAGGGGAGUCAGGGUCCUCUCCCGCCUCGGCACUCGAACCCCGUCCCUCCCUCUGGCUAUGACCCCCGACGUCCCAGGCCCCAGCCUCGUCCUCCCUCGAACUCCCGCUCGGAGACAGGAGACUCGCCGGGCGUGAAAUAUGAGGUAGUUGUUGACAAAGACCAGAGAAAUCGCGGUUACCAAUUCCGCGAGGAGUAUCCUCUGCGGGAUGACUUGUAUAUCGGGAUGGACGGUAACAUUUACAUCAAAGACAACUCCGUUGAAGAUGCAGCUGUGCCGUAUGGUGAUGAUCCGUUUGAAGAGAACAGCAGGCCACAGCACACGUCCGGGCACCAGAGACCACCGUAUCGGCCGCGGUCUCGACCAGGUCGGGUUCGAUCGAAAUUUCCCCGAAAACAGAUUGAAGACGAAGAUGCCUUUGAUGAAAAUGAGUAUCGCGAACUCCUCAAAAACCACAACUUAGACGAUUAUUCUUCACGAGAACCUCCAGCCUCGAUCCAGAAUCUUCACCCUGAAAACAAUUCAAACUAUAAGUCAAAUUCUCAGGAGAACCCACGGGGACAGCAUAAUGGCCGAUAUCCAAGCAACAGCCGUCGACCCUCCAGGCAAAACCGCUACCCAGGCACACGGUACUUCGACUGGUUUACCCCCGUGCGCGGUCGAAUCAACUAUCCAUCGUUCUUCACGGACCCUCGGCAGGUGAGGCUUCCGGGAUUUCGAUACCCUCCUCGACAUCGACGCAUGCCUGUCCCCCCGCGUGCUGGGACUCCUGUCGUCCCCCCGAACGCCCGUCACUCGCGACCCACUCAGCGUCCCGACUUAACCCAACGCCGUCCGUCGUUCCCCAACUCUUCGCCUCCUCGCUCCUCUUUCCCAAAAUCACCUCCUGCUCGCCCUUCCUUCUCGAAUCCCUCUCCUCCUCGCUCGCGCCCUUCCUUCCCCAUUACCUCUCCGCCUCGUCCCAACCCGGCACAAUCGCGACCAAACUUUCCCUUUGACAGGCCCCAGAGCGACCUAAUUAACCCCAACACUCGUCUCCGGGGGUCUUCGUCAGCCGGUGACUCCCGUGGGAAGCCUGGGGGAACAAAGGGCUUCUACCCCGGAAAUGGCUUCUUUGACGCUGAUUUCCCCACUUUAUUCCAUAUGAUGCCGUCCAACCGACACAGAGUUUAUGAACCACUGCCCAGACCUUUAGCACUAAAUACGACAUCAGUGGAGGAAGAGUGA